Lytechinus pictus (painted urchin) is the source of this 6194-nucleotide messenger RNA. RefSeq names its product ADP-ribosylation factor 2. Gene Ontology annotation, cellular component: plasma membrane; cytoplasm. Gene Ontology annotation, molecular function: GTPase activity; GTP binding. Gene Ontology annotation, biological process: intracellular protein transport; vesicle-mediated transport. The coding region runs from base 159 to 707 and encodes 182 amino acids. The record is from RefSeq and is a predicted model, not a curated record. NCBI's taxonomy places the organism in Eukaryota, Metazoa, Echinodermata, Echinoidea, Temnopleuroida, Toxopneustidae. The transcript has 4 exons.
GUCUGUCAAUUUCAUCAAAUGAGAAUGAAUAUUGGCAUUGUGUUAUUUACUCUCUCAUAUACAUGUACUGCUGCAGGUAAACAGUUGGCUGUGAGUAUUGGAACUGAGAAACAACUAUCGCGAUCUAGACCCCAAGGCAAUAUAAACUGAGCUUCACCAUGGGUGGGGUUUUCACCAAAUUGUUCAGUGGUUUAUUCGGCAAGAAGGAGAUGAGAAUAUUGAUGGUGGGCUUGGACGCUGCUGGAAAGACCACAAUCCUCUACAAACUCAAGCUUGGAGAAAUCGUCACAACCAUCCCCACGAUAGGUUUCAACGUAGAGACUGUGGAGUACAAGAAUAUAAGCUUCACAGUGUGGGAUGUGGGUGGUCAAGACAAGAUCAGGCCACUGUGGAGGCAUUACUUCCAGAACACACAAGGUCUGAUAUUUGUUGUAGACAGCAAUGACAGAGAAAGGAUAGAAGAAGCCCAUCAAGAGCUCACUAGAAUGUUGAAUGAGGAUGACUUGAGAGAUGCAGUGGUACUUAUCUUUGCAAACAAACAGGACUUGCCUAAUGCUAUGCAGGUUGCGGAGGUUACCGAUAAGCUUAACCUUAAUCGGCUUCGUAACAAUCGUUCCUGGUACGUCCAGGCAACCUGUGCUACUUCUGGAGAUGGACUUUACGAAGGAUUAGACUGGCUCUCUAACCAACUUAAACAAAAGAAGUGAAGGAAUAAAUUCUUUUUAAGAGAACAAUAUGACAGGGGUUGAGAAACAGAAGUCCUUUGGUCCAAAAGAGUGAAAUUUGAGGAAAGUGAUGUUGGUAUUUUUCUACCAAGUAAAUUAUGUCUGCUUACUGCGCUACCAUAUAUAGCUUAAUGAGACACUUGCAUUAAUAACAAUGAUGAUAAUAACUGCAUAUUUACCCAGGGUAGCCACUUCAGUUCCAAAAAAAGUUCUUCAGCGGGUCGUGCUGUAAUUACAUUUCAGGUAAUUAAUAGAUUUGCUUGGUAGAAAAUGAUUGAAUACAUCACUUUUUUGCAAAUUAAUGAUUUCUGUUUUUCAACUGUCAAUUUCCUCUCAAUAUUCCUGUACAAGUAGUACCUUCCUGUCAUUAGUAUGUUUCUAGGUUAUUAUACAUGUAAUACACAUCAUUGAGGACAACACACACACACAAGGUAUCUUUGGAAUAGUUCUAUUCGUUUGGACUGUUUCACAGGUAACGUGUUUGUGUAGUUAUUGUAUAGCCCGAGUAAAAUGAUGUGUGUUACGAAAGAUAGCUACCUGGAUCCUUGUUAUUUGAUAGACCAUCCUCACCUUCAAAACCAUGACUGGUCAAUAGAACCCGGCAUUAAUACCAGUCGUUAGCAAAUUCCUAUAAACAUAAACGAUAGGUCACAUGAUAGAUUUCAGCCAAUCGUUUGAUGGGGAUCCAUGUCACCAUAAUUCCUAAUAAACCUUAGGUACUUGUGCAUAUUUUGAUAGCUAAAAAUACACAUGGAGCUGGAAAUCUACCAUACGGGUUUGCCCAACAUUUUGCCAGAACAGUCUUAGAUUUACUCGGCAGAGCUGUGCAUGUAGUUGCCAUACAAUGAAUGGCCCUCGUAAUGUGCUACCUCGUCGUCUUUCAUAUGUGCUGGGCAAGGCUCGGUGAUUCAACUCAACAUUGUCUCACGUUAUCGGUCCGCAUCUGUGGCCAUCCACCCUAAAAUCCACAAUAAGUUGCCCAUAUUGAAUUAUUAGAGUUACAUCAAGGUUGAAAAGGCAGGAUCCCAAGCUGUGAAAUGCUAUAUAGCCUAUCAAAAUUGGUAAAUAAGAAUACAGAGAAGUACAGCUCAUUUCAGCGUGAGCUUCUGAGAAUAAGGAGAAAAUGGAAGUUCAGCAUUUGCAGUUCCAGACCUGCCAACCAGUACGUUUUUGCAACCAAAUCGUAAUUUAUUGAGAAAAAUCAUCUCUAUAUGUCUCUAUUUCAUAAAACUUACACAAAUAUGGUUAUUAGAUCAAUGUAAUUUCAGGUAACUUGUUUUUUUUUCAAUCAUUUUGUUAAAACCAGGGUGAGAUAUACACAUGUUUCAAUGUUGUUUUUUUUUCAUCUGGAAGAGUAGUGCGCAUUUUAGCUUGCAUGCAGCUUGAGCGCCGAGAUGAGCGAGUGCGCCAUGCAUUUUAUUAUGAAAUACUCUUUUUUGGUGAGUUUUUUUUUAUCACAGAAUACAAUUUUUCAUUCCCAGAGGUUGGCAGGUCUGCAGUUCACUCAGGCAUAAUACUUGCAUAACGUGCAAUCUGAUGUGGGUUUCCCUUCCAAGCAGUCAGGGGGGGGGGGGGAACUGUGGCAAAGAAACUCUUGUAUCUUGUUUUGACAGUAUAGAGAAAAAGAGUUGCUUUUCUGGUAACCUUAUUUUCUAAAUUUGAUUUGUGAAGACCAGGGGAGCGUUUCAUGAAAGGACUUGUCAGACGUUUUAUCCGACAAGUCCCAUUUUAUCCGACAGUUGCCAUAGUAACAGUGCUUCUUAGCCAAUCAACAUAAGGAAAGAUGUCAGAUCUGACAACUUGUCGGACAAAAAUGUUGAUGAAACACUCCCCAGAUUACCAUUUUGGCUAAUUAUAUAACAACUUGCCUGGCAAUUAAUUGUUUGUUUUGUGGUGGAUGAUCGCAUGUAUUCUUUCUAUGGCAACUUCACUCACUGUCGGUAGCCGGUACUCGUUUGCGAAAGAUCGCUCCGAGCGAGUGGAUGUAAUAACUCUGUGCUAUGCAAAAUUGUAGAUGCUAUGAUGAUCAUGUGAUUGGAUUGUUGUUUGCCACCUUAAGGAGAUUGUGCGAUAGGCAGGAUGUACAGUAAUCACAUUAUAGACCAAACGUAAAUUGGGUAUUACCACUUGGAAGUCCUUUUAUGAUGGACCUACACAGUAUGUAUACUUUGUUGUACACAAAAUUUCCACCUCCCUGUUUAUAUUGAGUGCUGCUUUUUUUAUCAAAAUUUAUUCAACGGUCCUGUCGAGCAAAGCGCUACAUGCAGAUAGAACGGAUCCAGUGAAGAAGAUACCACGAAAACAGUGACUGCGUGCCAUGUACAUGUAGAUUAUGACCAAACAUGCAUUGAAAAUGUUUGUUCCAUUUUGGGACAUUGCUUACAUGUACACGUCCUGCAGUUGCCCCUGUCAUUUGCCUCUAGAAAAUGUUCAAUAAGUGAUAAAGUGUAUAAUCAAAGUAAUUUAUGGUUUUAAGAAUGGGAAAUUUUAAUGAGAACUAAUGAAUUUAUAUAUUGAAACUUCAUACAUGUAGACUAGAAACUGUUUUAGAAACUUUGGGUAUGUAUAAAUUGUCUUUGUAACCGAGGAACUUGUAAUAGUGAUCAUAUAAAUGCAACAUAAUUGGACGUGCCAUGUUUCGCUUGUAACAAUAUCUUCAGAUGCAUAGACUGAACACCAUGUACCGGUUGGUUUCAACUUUAUGCAUGACUUUAUGGCCCGUAUUCUGCAGUCGGGUUUAACUUAAACUCGGGUUAAAGGUUGUGGUUUAACUAUGGAUAGCCAAUUGUUACAUAAAUCACUAACAGAAGAGAUAUCAUAUUUCAGCUCAUUUGGCUCUCAAAUCGUUCAUAAUCGUCUAGGAAGUAUAAAUAGAUGAUUGCCUUCACCAUCGAAGAAUCAGGAAAGAGCACAGUAAACACAAGAAACAUACAACUUAAUAACAAUUUUGACACUUUUGGCUUCCCAUAAUUUUAGCACAGAGUUUGUUAGACCAUGGUCUAAGUUAAACCUGACUUCAGAAUAUGGUCCUAUGAGUUGAAGUUCUUUAUUGCAGAGACCGAGGGGCUAUUUUAUAAAUUGUAAGGUAUGCAUGGCGUCGCGUACAACUGGUGAACUGUUCUAAGUUAAAUAAGAUAUCUAAUUUUUUCAACAAAACUUUAGUGAAUUUCUCAUGACCCUGAUCAAACUUAUAAUGCAAAGAGGCAAGCAUGUAGAUGUUCAGAUGCUCGUUAUCAGCCCAAGUUUUACCCCUAAAAUAUCAGAUUUCAACUUCAUUAGGUCAUGAGGAUAAAAAUUAAGCACCAACAAUAUGUCACCAGUCUUACGCAAAGGCAUGCCUAGCUUACUAAUUGCUUUAUAAAUAUCACCCUGAACACACAAUGUACAUGUACCUCACACGAUAUUAAUCAUUGAAUAAUAAUUACCAUAAUUAUGAAAUGCGUGUUUAUUUUUAAAUGUAUUCUACAUGUAUGACAAAUUGAGUUGAUAGUAGCUGCCUUAAAUCACUGCACGCAGAUACUUAAUCUGCAUAUUAGGAGAAUAUGAGGAAGAAACAGAUUAGAAUGGAAAGAGGAGAUAUUCAUAAAUGAAUACUAAUUUAGUGGAUAUUAGAAUUUUUAUUUUGAUAUUGUGCUUAUGGUUAUGAUCUAUUUUUGAGAAUUGUUGAACUGGGGGGCUCGUUGCUGAGAGUUUUCGUCAAACGCAACUUCAUUUUUAUCCAAUCAAUUAUGUGUAUUUGGGACUCGGCUUGAAUUUGGAGUUGCGUUUAAUGCAAAUUUGUCUGGAAUUGGCUCUUUGCUGCUCAAGAAAAUGCUCUAUGGAAACAUUUAUUAGUUGGCAAAAAGCAAAGAUAUAUAUUCUUAGUAACCAUUGCUGCGAGAUAUUCUAGCGAAGACCAAGAACCAGUUGAUAUGAUCGAUUUCAUAUCACUCUUUGUUAUUCUAUUGGAUGUUGCAAGUAUGUGAAUAAUUGAUAAAGCAUUCUCUAUGUUUUUUUUUUUAAAUUCCAUCCGUCAUGUUGUAAAUAUGUCUGAUAUAUUGUGUACACCAUUCAGCGAUGCUACAUGUGUAUUGUUUACAAUGCGAGGAAUGGCGAUUUAGAGAGGAUUAUUUCAUGCAAGAAAUACUAGUGAUUUUCAUUAUUUUGCUUUGAGCCAAUUGGGUGCUUAGAUGUCAGUGGCUUAUAACAAAUAGAGAAAAUCUCUAUUUUAUUCAUGAAAUGUUGUUCCUUUGAUCACGAUAAACUUUUUGUUCAUUUGCCUUUUCCGUAAUCCAGGUGGGUGUUUCAUAAAGCCUUCCGUAGGUUACAAAUUAAUUUACGCAUGCCUAGUAAUCUUUUCUGGUGCUUAAUGAUAUAUUUCUAUAUAGCUGACUUGACACCUUAGAACAUGUUCCAAUCAUGCAUAACUUAACAACAGCUUUAUAAAACAUCCACCCAUCGAAUCCUUGAUUCUGAUUGUAUCUUGAUUGUCGUUGCCAUGGAAGUGACCAUUGGAUGGCAUAGUUACUAUAAUAGUAACUUUUAUGCCACAGGGCCCUGGAAGUGUCAUAAAGCCGUUUGCAAGUUACAAGCGACUCUACGAACGACUCGUGACCCUUUCUCAGGAACUAAAUCAAUGCCAACCGAAAUGCAUUGUGAAUCGUUUACCACGAGAAAGGAUCACCACUCGUUUGUAAAGUCACUCGUAACUUACCGCUUUAUGAAACAACCACUAGUUACCUCGUCUGCCUGAUAAAUAGGGGGAAUUCAAAGAUUACCCUUAACAAUGUACUGAUAUUCAUGAGAACUUCAAUGAAUAUGGGGAGCUUGUUUGCAAACAUACUUUGCCAUUGUAGGCAGGGGCAGAACAAGGAUUUACCAGAAGCAGGGGCAAUUAAAUCAUGAUAAAAAAAAAGAAGAAUAAUUAAAGGUCACCACCAUUUUUGGAGGCACUAUCCCAUGUAACAAAAUAUUUCAGCAAAAUGAGCUAGAAGAAAAGGUCCACAUAACGGGGGGGGGGGAAUGGAAGCAUGUGCCCUUUUUGAACCUCCCCCCCCCCUCCCCGCCUGACAGUAGGUUAGGCAAGGUUCAGAACUUGGUCACAACCAUAAUAUCAAUAUUUCAUGUAAAAUGUAUCAAUAUGUACAGACAAUGUAGCGUGUAUGUUCUCUAUAUGAACAAGACCCCCCUCUCGUAGAUAGUUGUAUUCAUUUCAUAUAUAUCCUUUUCCUAUGUUUUUGUUGGGUAUAUAUGAUAUAUAUAUAUAUAUAUAUUUGUAUAUCAGAGCAUGGACCAGCAGUCUUGUAUCUUUCUAUAUUGACUUUGCAUUGAAGGUAUUACCCCCAAGACUAUUACAGCAAACACUGUAUAUGUGCACAUUGUAUUGAUGGUUAUAUUCGGGGAUAUGGUUCAUGUUUUGUAUAUGUCUUGAUCAGUAGAGAUUUGUUCCAAUACCUAAGAAUGAUUGAUUAAAAUCAUGUUCACAUUUCA